UAUGAUGUAAAAUUUUAGAAAAAUUAUCAAUGUACCAUCUUAGAUUGUUGAAAUUACCAAAAUCUCUAAAACAAAAGGGGACUUAGAAGAAAUUAUUUCACCAGAAUCUGAUCAAGAAGACUUAUCCUGCUCUACUCCUUAAAGCAAUUAUUUCAAAGGAGACUAUGACUCUAAGACUAAAAAAAAGAAGAAACACAUUAGAUUUAGCUUCUAAAAUCAAGUUUGUAGUUGCUAGUUAAAUUCGAAACUGAAUUCACCUAAAGAUUCACCUCGUAUGAAUUCACAAUCAAUUUAAUCUAUUCUCAAGCCUCAAAGCCUUUCAAUGUUUUGUUAAAAAAAGAAAUGA
Molecule: messenger RNA, 346 nt
Organism: Paramecium pentaurelia
Lineage: Eukaryota; Ciliophora; Oligohymenophorea; Peniculida; Parameciidae
Source: the annotation of a GenBank genome assembly